AACAUUUGUGCAGAAUAAUAUGAAUUCAUUUUAUUUCAUGGUUUCUCAUCAGCUGCUUACAACCACAUGUGUGAUGAAAAUUAGCAUUGAGGUAACAUGUAACAGCCCCGAAACAGGUAGGGUCCACUUUCUCUCUCGAAGUGCUCCCACGUGACCACGCAUAUACAGACACUACAAGUGAAGUUCUACUCAUUGAUUUCUCACAACGUGGGUGUUGUUUACGAAAUAGAGAGGAUAAGAACGAAUGUAUGGCGCUUUAACCGGGUAAGUGAGUACGGAAGAUCCAUCUAAGGGAGUUGAAACAUCUUGACUCCAAACCAACCGUGCACAUGAACUCCACGAUCCUGAGGGAACAAAUGGUGCAUGAGACCAUUGUUGGUCACAGGUCACCAUGGGACUCCAUCUCCCAACGUCCCUCCACUGCCUUGUGGAUUAAACUCUUAGGUCAUAGGCCCAGCGUGUUGCUCCCUAAAGAAGUCAUGUGCUUCGAUUCGGACACCUUGGCAGUAUCCCAUCCCACACACAAAUCAAUGAUAAUUACUUGUGGUAAGAUAUCGUUUCUCACACUGAAAUGACCGGCUUCAAAGUAGCGUGUCUUAUUCCUACUAAUUUACAUGGUUGUUUGUAAGAACCUGUAAAUAUGGAGUUAAUGCAUCUAGAACUUUUCAUGAAAGGACCGUUUGUAGCCGUUCUCAAGCAGUUAUCCAUUAGGCGCUGUUCGUUUCAUUCGUUGACUGGAUAACUUUUCGAACUUUAAUGUCGUUAGUACCUUUCCUGUUGGUUAUGAUUGAAAAUCGAGGACUUUGGGGACUCUAAACUAGAGUUAAUUUCGUGUAACCUCUCAUUCACUCUUGCUUAAAGUCAGUUUUGUUAAUUUGGUUUCACAAAGUAAGCUUUUAAUUGUCGUUUUAUAUUAAAGCUUCGGUUAGCACAUUCGAUGUGUGCUUUAAGCCUAUUUUCCUUUAUAAAUAUUCAGACCUUUUGUACUAGUUCUGCUUUGUUUCGUUUCGUUUCUAUAGGUGUUUGCGUUCUUUCAUAAUCAAGUCAAUACAUGCUAUCGUACAAGCGCGUAAUGGGAUUGUUUGUAACACCAAUUGUGUAUCUGAAGUUGGCGCCAGAAACAAUAUGAUGGUGUAUGUUGAAGAAGAUCCAGAAAUCGGUGCAACUAUCAAACAAACAUUAGAUGCGAAUUUCCCUGUACAUGUACAAGAUUUGCUUAGUUUAGAAAUAUUGGCUCAUUGGCCUAAACAACCACAAAUGUUAAUGGUUGUAGAAGUAUGGCAGUUUCGGUUAGAUAUUAUAGAACGACUUAAUACUACUACAUUACAGUUUACAAAUAAUCCUAAUUCAACCACUGGUAAUACUACUACUACCAAUAAUAAUAAUAGUAAUUUACCAGGAGCCGGAAAUUAUACAGAUGGUUCGCAAUCAACUGAAUAUGCUGUGGAUGAUUUUAGGCAUCUACGUCUAUUCGAGAAACUUGGGACAUUAUUGAAAUCAAUAAUGGUAGUUACCCGCCUGUUACCUGGUUAUCAACUUUCUCGUCGUCAAGAUCCAAAUGAAUAUCAAAUGUGUUAUACACUGCGUCGUGGUCCUAGCGAUCUUUCUCGACUUGGUUCAACCCCGAAAUCUUAUCAAGUCGGUCGUAUAUUUUCUGGAUUAGCAAUACCACAAUCACCUAAAGAAGAACAAAUGUUCUCUACUGCUCCCUCAUCAUCUUCUAGUUCAACACCGAUCGAUCAAAAAUUAACAAAACUUGAAUCAGAUCCCGGUCUAAUUAUUGCUGAUGGUUUAUUACCAGUUUAUUUAGGUACAACUGUUCAUUAUCGUACAGAAAUUCAUUUUAGUUCAAAUAAUAAAUUAAUACCUAUGAUUGAUGGUCUUACUAAAGGAAAUUUGUCUCCUAAAAACGGAAUGCAUGAGAUAUUCGAUACAAAUGGUCAUCAUAGUGUAAACUUCCAUGCGCUACGUAAUCAUAAAAAAUCACAGAAACAUGUUCGUGUCUCAGAGACACCUUUUGUUAAACCUCUUACUAGCACACCGACUGUUGAUAUGAUUCGAUUUGAACAGUCUAAAUUGCCAUGUAGGGUAAAGCCAGCUUUUGCAGUUGAACAAUACGAAUCGGAAUCGGAUGAAUUAUUUGAUCCAGCCAGUCAAUUAUUGAGUAAAAAAUCAGCUGAACGAGUUGCUCGAAGAUUCAAACAUACAGGAAUACUGGAAACACAAGAAGAACAGGCUGAUUCAUCACGCGAUGAUGAUGAUGACGAUGAGGAGGAGGCGGAUGAUCAUUGUGAUGUUGAUGGCGGUAGAGAGUCAGAUUCAGUUGAUUCUAAUGUUGAUAAUGAAUCUUCUCAUACAAUUGACAGAGAAGUACUUCAUGUUAACCAAGACAUAGGAAUCAGUGAACAACAUAAUACUCCUAUAAUUGACGAUAUUGACAUACAAGAAUUAAUAAAAAAUCUUAGAUCUCAAUAUACUAGUGCACCAAUUGAUAAAGAAUCAGUUAGUGAUGAUGAGGAUGAUGAUUUAAUUAGUAAACAAGUACCACUUCAAUUACCGUUUAGUACAUUCGGUGUUAGUGGUGCACGAUUGACACAUUUAUUUUCUGAACUUCGUGAAAGAGCUAACCUGGACCUAUUCCAAGUACCACAUAUCCAUCAUACUACUACUAAUACAGUUGUCAGUAACAAUAAUUCAACUACGAUUUCUCCUAAUGCUGUGAAUAUUAAUAACAACACAGCUCAGUCAUCUUUAUUCGAUGCUGACGCUUUAGUUGAUGAAUUAGAACGACAUGAAAGAAUGUUAAAAGAAUUUGAUGAUUUUCUGUCAGAUUUUCAAAGUAUUGAACCAUUCGGUAUUGUUCGUCCAACUGUUACAGUACCAUCUGAUCUGGUUAGACAACAACAUCAAAAUGUUAUUGUUGUCGGCACUGUCAUCGAUGAUAAUAAUGAUAAUACCGCUCCAAUUACAAGCAUAACUACUGCUACUACUACUACUAAUAAUAAUACUACUACUGUCUCUGCUGCUACAACUCUACUGACUACACGAACUCCUUAUUCUGUCAAUGAAAUGUAAUUAAAAACAUUUUCUAUUUAGAACAAAUUAUCAAAGGAAAUAUUGCUAAAUAAUCAUACCAUUUGUUUUCUGGCACAAUAUCAGAAUCCAAUAUUUGUCUUUUUCUUUAGAAUUAAUCAUACUGUUUUGUAAAUUUUAAUUUCGACCGUAUACAUUGUGUGUGUGUGUGUUUGUUGCAUUUCUUACCAUUGUUUUUUUCUCUCUCUCCCUCUCCCUCUCUCAAUUGCGCCCUUUUUAACUUCAUUGCUUUUCUGAUUAUUAUCAUGUAAUUUAUUUAAUUGGUAAUUAUAUUAUCAUGUUUUGUUUUCU
Messenger RNA from Schistosoma margrebowiei, 3384 nucleotides. Lineage: Eukaryota; Metazoa; Platyhelminthes; Trematoda; Strigeidida; Schistosomatidae. The record is from the annotation of a GenBank genome assembly.